UUUGGAGUCCUACAGAAACCCUACCCCUACUCCUAAACCUAACCUUACCAAUAAAUCCAACCCUGCUGCUAAACCUAAACUUAGUAACAGCGAAUGAUACUCUCGCGAGACUUCGGCUGCGGGGGGUGUUACCUUCUAGACACAGCCCCACGCAUGGCUACAGCGCACUCUGUCAGGAGGCAGCCAGCAUCAUCAGUGUCUUACCUCCACUAGUUCUUUACAGACAGACCGCUUUCAAACGCAUAGAUUUCAGCGCGUCAAAUGCAAGAUACGGUAGACAUGGCGGCUGAAUCUGAAUUUGAUGAAGAAAAGGAGCCUUCUUUCAGCGAUCAGGAGGAUUUUGUGGAUGACAUCGAUGAUGAUGAAUUGUUGGAAGAUGUUUUGCGGGAAAGACCUUUAGAGGCCGAUGGUAUUGAUUCUGUGGUUGUGGUGGACAAUGUUCCCCAGGUGGGCCCAGAGCGUCUGGAGAAACUGAAAAAUGUGAUCCAUAAAAUCUUCUCCAAGUUUGGAAAAAUUACGAAUGAAUUUUACCCUGAAGUAACCGGGACCACCAAAGGGUAUAUCUUUCUGGAAUAUGCGUCCCCUAACCACGCUCUGGAAGCAGUGAAAAAUGCAGAUGGUUACAAGCUGGACAAACAGCACACAUUCAGAGUCAAUCUGUUCACUGAUUUUGAUAAGUAUAUGAACAUCAGUGACCAGUGGGAGACUCCAGAAAAACAGCCAUUUAAAGACUUUGGUAACAUGAGACACUGGCUCGAAGAUCCAGACUGUCGGGAUCAAUACAGUGUAAUCUACGAAUCUGGAGAGCGAACCGCCAUAUUUUCCAAUGACCCAAAGGAGCCAAUAUUGGUUGAGGAGAGAGCUCGUUGGACAGAGACAUACAUCCGCUGGUCACCCAAAGGCACAUACCUGGCCACCUUUCACCAACGAGGAAUUGCUUUGUGGGGUGGAGAGAAGUUCAAGCAGAUACAGAGAUUCAGCCACCAGGGUGUUUCUCUCAUUGAUUUCUCUCCAUGUGAAAGGUAUGUGGUGACGUUCAGUCCACUGAUGGAUACUAAAGAAGACCCUCAAGCCAUCAUCAUCUGGGACAUCCUGACCGGACAUAAGAAACGAGGCUUCCAUUGUGAGAGCUCUGCACACUGGCCUAUUUUUAAGUGGAGUCAAGACGGAAAGUUCUUUGCUAGAAUGACACAAGAUACUCUGAGCAUCUAUGAAACCCCUUCAAUGGGACUGCUAGAUAAGAGGAGUUUAAAAAUAAGUGGAAUAAAAGAUUUUUCUUGGUCACCGGGGGACAACAUAAUCGCCUUUUGGGUCCCUGAAGACAAGGACAUUCCAGCAAGAGUAACGCUAAUGCAGUUCCCAUCCCGUCUGGAAAUUCGGGUGCGAAAUCUUUUUAACGUGGUGGACUGCAAACUCCACUGGCAACGACAGGGUGAUUACUUAUGUGUGAAAGUGGACCGAACACCCAGAGGAACACAGGGUGUCGUCACUAACUUUGAGAUUUUCCGCAUGAGAGAGAAACAGGUUCCUGUGGACGUGGUAGAAAUGAAAGAGAGCAUUAUUGCAUUUGCCUGGGAGCCUAACGGCAAUAAGUUUGCAGUACUACAUGGAGAAUCACCUAGAAUUAAUGCCUCCUUCUACCAUGUCAAAAGCAAUGGCAAGAUAGAGCUUAUUAAGAUGUUUGAUAAGCAGCAAGCCAACAGCAUCUUUUGGAGUCCCCAGGGUCAGUUUAUGGUACUAGCUGGACUAAGGAGUAUGAAUGGUGCUCUUGCAUUUGUGGACACGUCAGAUUGCACCAUUAUGAAUAUUGCUGAGCAUUACAUGGCUUCUGAUGUGGAGUGGGACCCUACAGGCAGAUAUGUGGUUACUUCUGUUUCCUGGUGGAGCCACAAGGUAGACAAUGCAUACUGGCUUUGGACAUUCCAGGGGCGCCUUCUGCAAAAGAACAGCAAAGAUAGAUUCUGUCAGUUGCUGUGGAGACCAUGCCCUCCCACUUUACUCAGUCAAGAGCAAAUAAAGGAAAUUAAGAAGGACCUGAAGAAGUACUCUAAAAUCUUUGAGCAAAAAGACAGAUUGAGCCAGUCCAAGGCUUCCAAGGAAUUGGUGGACAAGCGUCGACUGAUGAUGGAGGAAUACAGGCAGUACAGAGAUAGUGCCACUCAGAUGUACAACCAACAGAGAGAUCUGCGCCUCCAGCUCAGAGGAGGUGUGGACACAGAUGAGCUGGACAGUAAUGUGGAGGACUGGGAAGAGGAAACCAUUGAGUUCUUUAUCAGUGAAGAUAUCAUAGCUCUUGGAGACCUGGAGUAGAUCUGCAGUAAAAGCAGCCUUGUUUUUAUAACUGUGUGAUGCAACACUUAUCCACAGAGGGCACCAAAGGUCCAUAAUGAGUAUGAGAAAUGCACAGAAUAUUUUAUUCAUUUCUAAUAUGAAUUCAGAUUCAGAGCUCAUAUUCUUGUCAUAAUGCCCCUUCAAACAUUUCAGGCAUCACAAACUCAUGUAGCAUUCAUUGAAGGGAGUAAAGGGCAGUGAACAGAUUUAUUGUUAGAAAUUCUUCUGCUGACAGAGAAGGAUACUGUAUUAUUAUGCUCAAAAACAAUGGUACUCGUCUGUGUGUUACGGUUUCUCCAAGAACAUUUAAGAGAGAAAUGUUUGUACUGUGGGCUGGUGUUUCACAUAAUAGGACAUUUUUAAAUAGGGAAAUCUAUUCUUAAAGCUGAAGUGUGUAAUUUUUGCGCCACCAAACAGAAUUGCAAAAAUAACCAUUCUUUUCAAAACAGCUUUUAAAAACACCUCUGUCUGUCCUGACAGAUUGUACCGCUCCCAACUCACACCAUUGGAAGAGUUAAUGUUGUUGUGUUUCAUGAGACGGGUUGCUCAAAACAAACAGAGGUAUUUUUAUAGCGCCACAGAGACAGUGUUUACAGUUUUCAAGAAAAUUAACCUAUGAAUGGCUUACUAGUUAUCUCUGCAUAUUAAAAUGGGAUACGAGAAAGUAUUUUAACACAGAAAAAGUUACAUGCUUCAGCUUUAACACUAUUUUUCCUUUCAACAACAUUCCAGAAGAAAUACUUCUUGACUUAUGAUUCAUUUCUAAGCUGCACUUGAUUUCACCAAUAAUGAAAAUUCUCUCAUCAUUUACUCACCCUCAUGCCAUCCUAGAUGUUUAUGACUUUAUUUUGCAGAACACAGACAAAGGUUUUUAAAAGAAUAUUUUAAUUUUAUA
Molecule: messenger RNA, 3226 nt
Organism: Myxocyprinus asiaticus (Chinese sucker)
Lineage: Eukaryota; Metazoa; Chordata; Actinopteri; Cypriniformes; Catostomidae
Product: eukaryotic translation initiation factor 3 subunit B-like
Exons: 18
Coding region: 262-2310 (682 amino acids)
Biological process (GO): translational initiation
Cellular component (GO): eukaryotic translation initiation factor 3 complex
Molecular function (GO): translation initiation factor activity; RNA binding; translation initiation factor binding
Source: RefSeq, a predicted model, not a curated record